AUGUUUGUCGAAAGUACAAUUCACAAAGUAGAUGCAGAAAUGGAAGAUUUAUCAGUUAUAAUUAAAUAAAAAAUUUUAAAUGAAAUCGAGGAGGCUUCAAAAGUUUAUGAAAUAUCAAAAAUUGACUCUGAUUUAAGAACUACAUUGAAGUAAUAAGAAUACUUAUGCAGAUUAAGUGAAAACCUAGAAAUAUCUAUAUUAUUCAAUUAUGAUUAUCCAAAAAGCAAUCCUAAGUAUUUUGUUUAGCAAAAAUUUGAAAAAACCCCUUCAAUUAAUGAAGACACUUGGCAGAUUAAUAUAUAAAAUGAAAAUACUGUAUUGAAUACUCUUUAUGCAAUUAUUAUUGAAUUGUCACAGAACCCACUAUGUCCUGACUUAUAGAUUUAGCAAUAAAUACAUGAAUCAACUUAAGAAUUUCCUACAUCUAUGGCCUAAAUUUUGGAUAGUUAGGAAAUGAGUAUUUUGAAUAAAAUAUCAGAUGAACAUCAUAUGUAUGGAAAUCCAUUAUAAAAUCUAUUUGAAAUAAUGGAACAAAAGGCAAAGACAAAUUUAUCCUUAUAUACAAAAGUUCAAUAAAUCUAGAGUGAAACUGAGGAACUCAAGAAGGAUUUGAAUAUUAUUUAUAAUAAAUUUCAACAAGUCCAAUAGGAAGCAAGAAUAUUAAAUGCUUAAUGUAAUACUUUUCUGAAUGUAUAUUGA
Molecule: messenger RNA, 699 nt
Organism: Paramecium tetraurelia
Lineage: Eukaryota; Ciliophora; Oligohymenophorea; Peniculida; Parameciidae
Exons: 3
Source: RefSeq, a predicted model, not a curated record